GAUUUUUAGGACGGAAUUACAUCCCGUCGUCGGAACGCGAGACCGAGCUCACACCCUAUCGAAGACGCAGCACGCCCACAGCAUGCGAGUCGCGCCAACCUGUGAGCACCGUCUCAAGCUUCACCAACGCGACAGAAAAGUGCCCUGAAUAGCCUCGGAAACACCUUUGCAAUCGCCUAUACGAAGUUACUCGGAGGACUAAACUUUGAAAAGAUUGGAAGCAUACACUGGUGACUAUGGCCGGUGAAGAUAUCGACAGUUGCUCGGGCUCCUCCUCGACGACCACCCGUGCCGGAGGCUGCUGCUGCGGGUCAUGUCGAAAGAAUAAGAGGCGAUCGCACAAGAAGUCUAGAAACGGCUGUCAAAACUGCAAGAGACGCAAAGUCAAGUGCGAUGAGACUCACCCCGAGUGCGCCAACUGCUUAAGAUUCUCCAUGAGAUGUGACUAUCUCUCUACAUCCACAGAAGUACAGACGUCUACAUCCUCGGGGGACGAAGAACGUCAUGGAAAAGGGAAACGAAAACGACAACACGGAGAACGGGAGCCAGCCACAGACCUACCUACCCCGACAGCCUCUGACUUGGACAUGGAAUCAGACUCCGGCCAGACUCCUACGCCAUCAAGUCACAUCGAUCCCCUUUUACGCAAUGCCUGUCUUCUCGACAUUAAGAGCCUCGAACUCCUACACUACUACAUGUGUCAUACUUCGACAACACUAGGAGACCCCCAAACCUUCCGGGAUGUGGUUCCGCCUCUUGGCUUCAAGUACGACUGCGUGAUGCGAAUGGUUCUAUCAAUCACCGCCCGCCAUCUCGCCCGAUUAAAACCCGAUCAAAGGGGAUAUUAUCACCGCCUAGCAGAAGACCAUGCGGCAGCAGCAUUUCCAGAAGUGACCGCCAUGCUCGCGCAACUCAGCGAAGAGAAUUCGCAGGCACUAUACUACGCCACAGUCCUAAUCAGUCUAUCUUCCUUUGCUAGAGACCCGUCACCAGGCAAUAUCUUGCUUGACGCCGAGGAGGACGAAGUGUCGUGGUGGUCGUUGAUGAGAGGGGUAAAGAUCGUGAUCAGUACAAUAGGGAUACAAAAUCUUAGGACAGAGGCAUCGCAAGCUUUACUCUGUGGUAGUUCGACAUGGAACGAACCGAAACUCUCGGUUCUUAGCGUUCCACCGCUUGUACUGCACUGGGAGAAGCCCCUAUCCGAGAUCGAACAGUUCGUGGAUGAGACGUGUGCUGUCGAAGAAAGCAUUCAUCGUCCUGCUUUAGCCCACUUGAAAGAAUGUUACCGCAAGCUUUUCAUGCCUGGAGGGCCAGAAGUUGACGACGAACAAAUCCCUUCCAUCAUUUACGGCUGGCUGUACGUGCUUAAAGAUGAUUUUGUACAGUCUAUAGAGAGAAGGGAAGCCGUACCACUGGUUCUUCUCGGCUAUUAUGCUGUUCUGCUGCAGCAAUUGGAACAUCACUGGUUUAUGGAGGGAUGGUCUCUCCAGGUCAUCAAUGGCGUUUACGCGAUACUUGGGGAUAGUCACCGACAUUUUCUUACUUGGCCUCUGGAGCAGGUGGGGUCCAUCUGGUCAGGACUAUGAACGAUCCAUGGGCAUUUAAAAAUUACGUAUAGUAACGAAGACCGUCCAAGCCUUGUCAUGUUUCUAUGCACCGUGUUCAAUCACUUGAUAGAAGAUCCUUGGCCUCGACGUGCUGUUCG
Molecule: messenger RNA, 1705 nt
Organism: Colletotrichum godetiae
Lineage: Eukaryota; Fungi; Ascomycota; Sordariomycetes; Glomerellales; Glomerellaceae
Exons: 2
Coding region: 237-1586 (449 amino acids)
Biological process (GO): regulation of transcription by RNA polymerase II
Molecular function (GO): DNA-binding transcription factor activity, RNA polymerase II-specific; zinc ion binding
Source: RefSeq, a predicted model, not a curated record